AUGGCACUGCUCCGGAGAGCUGGACUGGCCGCACCAGCCAUUGCCAGAUGUCGUGCGCCCAUCAUCGGCUCUGUCCCCGCUUCCCUGUUCAGCACCCGCUCCCGUAAAGCGCCAACCCCGGCUGAAACAUCUGCCUCUACCCCGCCUGCCGCCUCCGCUUCGGCAUCUUCCGUCCGGCACCCCGGCAGAAGACAAGUCAUCACCGCCGCCCGGCAUGCCUCCACUUCAAGCUCCAUCGCGACGGGCCCGGGCAACGUCUACACGGCGUCGUUUGCAUUUUUCGAGGCCAUUUGGGAGGCUGGUAUCACCCACUGCUUUGUCAACCUUGGCUCCGAUCACCCCAGCAUCAUCGAGGCCAUGGUCAAGGGCCAGCGCGAGGCCAAGGGCAAGUUUCCACGCAUCAUCACCUGUCCCAAUGAGAUGGUGGCCAUGUCCAUGGCGGACGGCUACGCCAGGUUGACGGGCAAGCCGCAGUGUGUCAUUGUCCACGUCGACGUCGGUACACAGGGCCUUGGCGCUGCCGUGCACAACUCGUCCACCGGUCGCGCUCCCGUCUUUGUCUUUGCGGGCCUAUCCCCCUUUACCCUCGACGGCGAGCUCCGUGGAAGCCGUACCGAGUUCAUCCACUGGAUCCAGGAUGUGCCUGAUCAGAAGCAGAUUGUCGCCCAGUACUGUCGCUAUUCUGCCGAGAUCAAGACAGGCACCAAUGUCAAGCAGAUGGUCAACCGCGCUCUCCAGUUUGCAAAGUCCGACCCUCAGGGCCCCGUCUACCUCUGCGGCGCCCGCGAGGUUAUGGAGGCCGACAUUGAGCCUUACUCGCUCAAGCAGGGCGACUGGGAUCCCGUGCAGCUCGGUAGUCUCCCUCAGAGCGGUGUUGACAAGAUUGCCAACGCCCUCGCCUCCGCCGAGCGGCCCGUCAUCGUGACCGGCUACUCUGGCAGGAACCACAAGAUCCCCGGUGCGCUUGUAGAGCUUGCCAAUACAGUAAAGGGCCUGCAGGUUGUCGACUCGGGGGGCAGCGACAUGUGCUUCCCGGCUGACCAUCCAGCCUGGAGAGGCUUGCGCUUCGGCGUCGACAAGGCCAUCUCCCAGGCAGACGCCAUCCUCGUCGUCGACUGUGAUGUGCCGUGGAUUCCCACUCUGUGCAGGCCCCGCGAGGACGCAAACAUCUUUCACAUCGACGUCGAUCCGCUCAAGCAGCAAAUGCCUCUGUUCUACAUCGAAGCGAGCGCCCGAUUUCGUGCCGACGCUCUAACAUCCAUUGAACAGGUCACCGCCGCCCUCAGGACGGGCCCCGCCGCCACCAAGUUGCAGGAGAGUGACACGACACAGGCCGCCGAUCGGGUUGCGCGCGAGUAUAGGGAGCACCUGGACGGCAUCGCCCAGAGGGCCAAGCCGUUGGAGGACGGCAGCUUCGGCACGGGCCAUCUGUCACGGACUCUCAAGAAGAUGUGCCCCGAGGACACGCUCUGGGCCGUCGAAGCCGUCACCAACACCGUCUUUGUGCACGACAAUCUCCAGCCGUCAAUUCCUGGUUCGUGGAUCAACUGCGGUGGCGGCGGCCUCGGCUGGUCCGGCGGCGGUGCUCUGGGCAUGAAGCUGGCGACGGACGCCGAGAGCGGCGGCAAGGGCAAGUUUGUGGUGCAGAUUGUCGGAGACGGCACCUACCUCUUCUCCGUACCGGGCAGCGUGUACUGGGUCUCUAGGCGAUACAAGAUUCCCAUCUUGACCAUUGUCCUUAACAACAAGGGCUGGCAUGCCCCCCGGCGCUCUCUGCUGCUGGUGCACCCCGAUGGCCUCGGGUCCAAGGCGACCAACGAGGAGGCUAACAUUUCGUUUGACCCCGUGCCAGACUACUCGGGUAUUGCCAAGGCAGCCGCGGACGGCGACAUUUUUGCGGCGCGCGUCUCACAGGCGUCCGAGCUCGAGGGCGUGCUCAAGGAGGCCAUCGCAAAGGUGCAGGCCGGGCAGACGGCGGUGGUAGACUGCAAGGUUGUGCCGGGCUGCUAG
This is a messenger RNA of Hirsutella rhossiliensis, 2010 nucleotides long. Its product is annotated as thiamine pyrophosphate enzyme, central domain-containing protein. Gene Ontology annotation, cellular component: mitochondrion; acetolactate synthase complex. Gene Ontology annotation, molecular function: magnesium ion binding; acetolactate synthase activity; thiamine pyrophosphate binding. The coding region runs from base 1 to 2010 and encodes 669 amino acids. The record is from RefSeq and is a predicted model, not a curated record. The transcript is spliced from 3 exons. Lineage: Eukaryota; Fungi; Ascomycota; Sordariomycetes; Hypocreales; Ophiocordycipitaceae. Gene Ontology annotation, biological process: L-valine biosynthetic process.